Botrytis sinoallii is the source of this 810-nucleotide messenger RNA. RefSeq lists its product as uncharacterized. Gene Ontology annotation, biological process: mRNA splicing, via spliceosome. The transcript has a single exon. Gene Ontology annotation, cellular component: U2-type catalytic step 1 spliceosome. The coding region runs from base 1 to 810 and encodes 269 amino acids. The record is from RefSeq and is a predicted model, not a curated record. Lineage: Eukaryota; Fungi; Ascomycota; Leotiomycetes; Helotiales; Sclerotiniaceae.
AUGUCCGAGCGAAAAGUUCUCACCAAAUACUACCCACCCGAUUUCGAUCCUUCGAAGAUUGUUAAGUCGCGCGCUCCCAAACAAGUUGGCCCGAAAGUACAGACAGUCCGUUUGAUGGCACCAUUUCCCAUGAAAUGUACGGCUUGUGGAGAAUAUAUCUACAAAGGGCGGAAGUUCAACGCGCGCAAAGAAACUACGGAGGAGAAAUACUUGGCUAUCUCAAUUUACAGGUUUUACAUCAAAUGUACAAGAUGUUCUGGCGAAAUUACUUUCAAGACGGAUCCCAAAAACAUGGAUUAUCAGUGCGAGCGUGGUGCGAAAAGAAACACCGAACCGUGGCGAGUGAAUGGAGGUGGCCUUCAAGAAAGCGAUGAAGAGAGACUGGAUCGUCUGGAAAGAGAAGAACAAGAGCGAGAUGCCAUGCAAGAAUUGGAGGAUAAAACAGCAGAAGCAAAAACAGAAAUGGCUGUUGCCGAUGCAUUGGAUGAAAUCCGCACAAGAAAUGCAAGGAAUGAACGGGUCGGAAAGGAUGGCACUGAGGUCACUGUAACGCGAGAAAAUGUUGACUCGGAACGAGAAAGACAGGAAAGAGAAGACGAAGAGGUUGCUCGAAGGGCGUUCAUGAGGAGACAGGAGGCUAUGGAAGAGAUUAUAGAGGAUGAUGCUGAUGAUGUCGGUGCAGGACCAGCACCAAAGAUUACUAAAGAAGAGACAUUAGCAAUGCCACCUCCCAGCUUCAAACGAGUUGUAAAAAAGAAAAAAGAUCAUGCUGCUGCAUUGGGGAUCAAGAAGAAGCCUUCCCUGGUUUAA